Molecule: messenger RNA, 1308 nt
Organism: Penicillium waksmanii
Lineage: Eukaryota; Fungi; Ascomycota; Eurotiomycetes; Eurotiales; Aspergillaceae
Product: small subunit rRNA maturation protein TSR4
Exons: 2
Coding region: 1-1308 (435 amino acids)
Biological process (GO): maturation of SSU-rRNA
Cellular component (GO): cytoplasm
Source: RefSeq, a predicted model, not a curated record
AUGGAUCCUUACGACAGCGACUCCAGUAUCGAUGAGGACUUUACCGAGACCGGUGUCCUCCUUGGAUACGCCAACGACGAAGUCAUCGAGGAUACAAUCAGUCACCUGGGCGGCUGGCCGAAAUGGCUUGAUGAAUCUACUCCUCCUCCUGGCGACUUUGCCAGCUGCAAAGUCUGCAAUCAACCUCUGAUCCUGCUUCUCGAAUUGCACGGCGACCUCCCCGACCACUUCCCCAAUGAUGAACGCCGACUGUACCUUUUUGGAUGCCCCAGAAAACCAUGCAAUCGCAAGCCAGGAAGCAUCCGCGCAUACCGCUCAACUCGCAAAAUCAACCUGGAAAACCCCCAAGCCCACAAACAGGAGGAAAAGAAGAAGCCCGCCGAAAAGGCCCCCGAGCCCACACCUGCUCUCGAGAAACCAAAGCAAGACCUUGGCGCCAGUCUAUUUGGAGCCACAUCUCUGACAGGUAGUGUCUCCGCGAAUACAAACCCUUUCUCCUCCAACUCUGGUGCAGCAGCAGCUGGGGCCAAUCCCUUCGCGACGCCGAAAUCCACUGCCCCCGCACCAUCACCAACCCCCACCAAGAGCGAAACCAACGCGCUGGCCGAUUCCUUCGCUGACAAGGUCCGUCUCUCAUCCCCAGAAGACGAGUCCAGCAUUGCGUCCACAAACCCCGCCGUAGCAACCAAACAAACGCCCGAGUCUGCAGACUCCCAGGAACCCUGGCCCACUCAGUCCGCCUUCCCAGCCCCGUACCAGAACUUCUUCCUGGAUGCGGAGUAUGAGACUCUCUCGCGGCCUUCGACACCAACAGUCCCGGACAAUGUGCAGAUGGAGCCCAUGGACGAAGACGGAGGUGCCUCUGGUCUGGGCGAUCUGAAGGAUACAUUUGAAUCAGAGCUCGACAAGGCCUUCAUGAAAUUCUCCACCCGCCUCGCGCAUAACCCCGAGCAAAUCCUCCGCUACGAAUACCGCGGUGCACCGCUACUGUAUAACUACGCAGAUCAGGUGGGCAAGCGCUUACAUCCCGAUCCUACCGUGGGUAAAGUGACCACCACAGCUAGAGGUAGUAUCCCGCAUUGCGAGUACUGUGGUAGUGAGCGGGUGUUUGAGCUUCAGCUUACGCCGCAUGCGAUUAGCGUGCUUGAGGAUGGACGUGAGGGUGUUGGACUGGGUAAAGAUGAUUCUGGAAUGGAGUGGGGCACUAUCAUCCUGGGUGUUUGUGCAAAGGACUGCGCGCCGCAGAAGAUUGGCGUUGUCGGUUGGAGAGAGGAGUGGGCUGGUGUGCAGUGGGAGGAGAUGAAAUAG